Molecule: messenger RNA, 518 nt
Organism: Pomacea canaliculata
Lineage: Eukaryota; Metazoa; Mollusca; Gastropoda; Architaenioglossa; Ampullariidae
Exons: 4
Coding region: 124-366 (80 amino acids)
Source: RefSeq, a predicted model, not a curated record
CAGUAGCUGAGAAUGUCUCCUCACGCAAGAGCGACUACUCUGUAAUCACAGCCCAAAACAGAAGGAAGUGACGUCAGCCUCAGUCUGUUUCCUGUGGGUGACCUCUGGCAAACGAUUCUCAACAUGAUUGCGGCAGGAGGCCAGCCGAUGAAGUAUCCCUACACAAUUUCUGCAAAGUUGGCCCAGUUUCCAUACCGCUGGCACUGGAAACAUGGUCGUUUUAUACGCUUCCUUGCUUUCACCCUAGUGGGUGUGUCUCCUUUAAUUAUCACAAUCCACAAAGCAGUUCACUCCCCUGAAAAUGAGCGUCACUGGGAGGAGAUUCGCAGAAAGAGAGAACAUUCCCACUUUGAUCCUGUACACUAGCAGAAUAGAAGUAUUAUCAAAGAAUGUAGUUAACAGUGCUUUUGUGGAAAAAGGGUGAGAGAAUAUAAUAAAAGCACGAAAAAGGAUGAUCAGAACUUGAAAAAUACAAGCUUUGUAUGGAUAGAGAUUUGAAAUAAAAGCUAAAUGAUUAA